Messenger RNA from Thunnus maccoyii (southern bluefin tuna), 2788 nucleotides. It is a transcript of the gene mstnb, whose product is annotated as myostatin b. The record is from RefSeq and is a predicted model, not a curated record. Gene Ontology annotation, molecular function: growth factor activity; cytokine activity. The transcript is spliced from 3 exons. Bases 230 to 1360 code for a protein of 376 amino acids. Gene Ontology annotation, biological process: SMAD protein signal transduction. NCBI's taxonomy places the organism in Eukaryota, Metazoa, Chordata, Actinopteri, Scombriformes, Scombridae. Gene Ontology annotation, cellular component: extracellular region.
AAAAAAAAGUUUUCAUGUCAGUCGGUUAAAAUUCAUUGUUGCCUGUCCAGCCAAUCAUAGUUUUUGACGACACAAAAGAGGCUAAAGUUGGAGUAUAAAAAGGUGUGCGCUAAUAAAGUAUGAUGCCUAUCAGUGUGGGACAUUAAUCCAAACCCAGUUCAGUCGCGAAUCAGGUCCAACACACACCACGGGAUCUUUUUUUUAAACCAGACUUCACACCUUAGAGACAAUGCAUCUGUCUCAGAUUGUGCUGUAUCUUAGCUUGCUGAUUGCUUUGGGUCCAGUAGUUUUGAGUGACCAAGAGACGCACCAGCAGCCCUCCGCCACCAGCCCAGAAGACACGGAGCAGUGCUCAACCUGCGACGUCCGGCAGCAGAUUAAAACUAUGCGAUUAAACGCGAUAAAAUCCCAAAUUCUGAGCAAACUGCGAAUGAAAGAAGCUCCUAAUAUCAGCCGAGAUAUAGUGAAGCAGCUCCUGCCCAAAGCGCCGCCGCUGCAGCAGCUUCUCGACCAGUACGACGUGCUGGGAGAUGAUAAUAAGGAUGUGGUUAUGGAGGAAGAUGACGAGCAUGCCAUCACGGAGACAAUAAUGAUGAUGGCCACUGAACCCGAGUCCAUCGUGCAAGUGGAUGGGGAACCGAGGUGCUGCUUUUUCUCUUUUACUCAAAAGUUUCAAGCCAGUCGCGUAUUACGAGCUCAGCUAUGGGUGCAUCUGCGCCAAUCGGACGAGGCGACGACUGUGUUCCUGCAAAUCUCCCGCCUGAUGCCGGUCGCAGAGGGGAGCAGGCACAUACGGAUCCGGUCCCUGAAAAUCGACGUGAGUGCCGGGGUCAGCUCUUGGCAAAGUAUAGACGUCAAACAAGUGCUGACUGUGUGGCUGCGGCAGCCGGAGACCAACUGGGGCAUCGAAAUUAACGCCUUCGAUUCGAGGGGAAAUGACUUGGCCGUGACCUCUGCGGAGCCAGGAGAGGAGGGACUGCUACCAUUCAUGGAGGUGAAGAUUUCAGAAGCCCCCAAGCGUGCCAGGAGAGACUCGGGCCUGGACUGUGACGAGAACUCGCCAGAGUCCAGAUGCUGCCGCUAUCCGCUCACAGUGGACUUUGAAGACUUUGGCUGGGACUGGAUUAUUGCCCCAAAGCGCUACAAGGCCAACUAUUGCUCCGGGGAGUGUGAGUACAUGCACUUGCAGAAGUACCCCCACACCCACCUGGUGAACAAAGCCAACCCCAGAGGGACCGCAGGCCCCUGCUGUACCCCCACCAAGAUGUCGCCCAUCAACAUGCUCUACUUUAAUCGCAAAGAGCAGAUAAUCUAUGGCAAGAUCCCUUCCAUGGUGGUGGACCGUUGUGGAUGCUCUUGAGUUGGGACUGAGACCCCCUGGCAAGAGGGAGGGGAGGACGGGUCUGGCCUCCAACUUCAGACUUUUUGACACAACCAAUCCACCAGUUCCAGUGCUUUCCUGCAGAACACAGUGCAAUAGAACCAGAGUAGAGGCCACAAACAGCCCGACCCUCCCACAGGGCUGCGCUUUCACAACCGGCAUAGCUUCUUUUUCUUUCCUCCAGUGAAAUCUUACUCAUAGAGGCUUGAAGGAUACAGGAACACACACACACACACACACACAUAAACACACACACAUACACACACAUGCUGGACGUGAAUGUAGACAGAAAUUAUCAAGUUAACCAAAAAACUUUUUCCUCUUUGUGUCAGCGUUCUGUGCUCUGUCCAUUUAUUCAAAACAAGCCGACAGAUUAUACUCAAAAACAUGCGCCGUCCACUCCUCACUUUCACACUCCACUCCUAGACGACAUACAAGCUAUUACACUUUUUGCUAAGCUAUACGUUUGUGAUAAUCAUUUUUACGAGUUAUGUUUUCAGAGUGAAACCAGGAAUCCUCAUGGACUUUUUGAAAGGGCUUGGAAAAAAAAAAAACACAGCUGGAGACUUUUUUUUUUAGAGUGAUAUUUCACACUGGUAGAACAUGUUUUAGUACACGUAGAUUCGUAAGAAGUUGUUGAAAAGAUGAAAAGUGGCUGCACGCUAAAAGCCUGAGUCACCCCUACGUUAUAACUGCCAUUUUAUAAAAACCCAGACAUUUAUUUAGAGAAUAAGACUAUAUUGGAUCAAACUUGAAGUUCUAAUUUUUUUUUGGCUAACGAUACUUUGGGAUUAAAAAAAAAAAAAAAAAAAAAGUGCAGGCGGUGACGUGGCGGUUGAUCAUAUGGACCCAAAAUGUUCCACCAGGGUGAAGUACCACUUUAUUCGGUCUUGACAGGUCUUCAUGCACUCUGCCAUAUACACACAAACAUGCAUCCACAUACCCGAAGAGACGCCCUCGCUCAGUCAUAAUCUCCACUAUCCAACAGAACAGCCUGACCUGCCCGAUACACUUGAAUUAUUCUGAUUGUAAAUUCACAUUACAGGACGGAAGGACUUGAACUGAAGGCACAAUGAAUGCAGCCUACAAAUGAAAAUGUGUUUAAGACAGAGAACAUGGAUUGUUUAGAUGUAUGAAUGUUGAGAUCAUGCUUAUACUCUGUCUUAUAAACAACACAGUUUGCACUAUGGCACACCAAUAGAGAGAAUUGGUUGCUACAAAAGUUGUAAAAACUGAUUUUGAUAUGUUUGCUAAUUUGUAUUGUAUACAUAUGCCAUUGUUUCCAUUAGGAGUUGCUUUUCUAAACCACUUUUGGUAAAUGUAUAAAAAACCACAAUCUAGCAAGAUAAAAGAUGUAAUACGGCAACUCUAUAUACUUGUUUUAACAAAUAAAGUUUCUAGCUUGUU